Messenger RNA from Candidula unifasciata, 690 nucleotides. The record is from the annotation of a GenBank genome assembly. NCBI's taxonomy places the organism in Eukaryota, Metazoa, Mollusca, Gastropoda, Stylommatophora, Geomitridae.
CAAUCAGUGCUUGCUGGUUUAUACAGUUCCGAGGGUUCUGUCAUGGAGCGGCAUCACCUGGCACAGAGCAUGUGCAUCCUCAACACAGAUGGCAGUAACUUGUUUGAGAAUCUUUCUAGCAAGGAGUACCAGACGGUUCUAGAUUUGAUGAGACAGAUUAUUCUAGCCACAGAUUUGGCUCAUCAUUUGGGAAUUGUCAAGGAGCAGGAGCAGCUAGCAGAACGAGGACACUUUGAGAAAACCAGCUCCAGGGACAAAACUUUACUGCUAUGUCUGCUGAUGACAGCCUGUGAUUUGUCUGACCAAACCAAGAAUUGGCACAACACAAAACACAGCGCUGCUCUGAUCUACCAAGAGUUUUUCUCUCAGGGUGACCUAGAAAAAGCACUGGGGAAAAAACCACUUGAAAUGAUGGAUAGAGAGAAAGCAUGUGUUCCUGACUUGCAGAUUUCCUUCCUCGACAACAUUGCUUUCCCAGUUUAUAGGAUCCUGGCUAAGAUGUUUCCUGAGGCCGAGACCCCACUGAAGAACGUAGAGGACAAUCGCAAGCACUGGGUACACAUUGGACAACUACUGAAGCUUCGUCAUGGCAACUCUACUCAAACAAUGACCGUUGAACAGAUCAUUUCAAUAGAAGAAGAGGAGUUGCCUGACUGUAGUAGAGGACAAAUCAUUGACUUAAAGUCCUAG